GAAGUAGACAAACUUUUUGUAAAAUGCAUGCCUCUUGCAUCCUUUUAUGGAUUUUUCGGCAAAAAGCUUACAUAAAAUAUAAAAAAGAAAUGCAAAUUAAUACCUACCAUCUUCUCUCUAUUUAAACACUAAACCAUCCUCAACAACCCCAUAACCCUCCAUUUCUUACCAAAAGUUGUACUGUUCACCAUGCCCUGUCAAACCAUUGGUGCCGGUGCCACCACCUUAGCCAAUGGUGUUACCACCGUGGACUGCCAGAAACAAGUGCGUUCAUGGAGGCUUCUUCGCUCACUCAUUAAGCUUCUUAUUCCAAGCUGCAACCGUACCUUUAUAGAAGAACCAGAAACCAAAGCAAAGAAACCCCUUCAAAACUACUAUUACCAUCAUCAUCAGCCAAAUAAACCUACCUCAUUCACUUCUUCUACAAUAACCACAGGCACUAUCUUUGGCUUUCGCCGUGGAAAAGUUAGCCUAUGUAUCCAGACAGACUCAAAAUCCACCAACCCGAUUCUCCUUUUGGAGUUUGCAUUGCCUACAGCAGUCUUAGCUAGAGAAAUGCAAGGUGGUAUUCUACGUAUAGCAUUAGAGUGCAGUGCUGGUUCUGGCUCAGAUAAUUCUAGUACUUCUCUUUUCUCCAUGCCAGUAUGGACUAUGUAUUGUAAUGGAAGGAAAGCGGGAUAUGCAGUGAAGAGAAGACCAUCGAAGGUUGAUAUGGAGGCACUGAAGCUAAUGAAUUCAGUUGUUGUUGGUGCUGGAGUAAUAAGUGGAAAGGAGUUUGGCAAAGAUGACGAACUUAUGUAUUUAAGAGCAAAUUUUGCUAGGGUUUCUGGGUCAUAUGAUUCUGAGUCUUUUCACUUGAUAGACCCAGAUGGAAGCAUAGGUCAAGAACUCAGUAUCUUCCUUUUUCGCUCAAGAUAGAACGAGUUCACUCAAUCUUCUUCUUCCAUGGAGGAGAGAAUUUCUUAUUUUUUCUUUUUUGGAUUACUGUACUCCGACUGAUGCUAGAUCUUGUAGCUUUGGAUGAUUAUGGAAUCAUUGAACUAAAGCUCAUUGGGAUGAGAAGAUUCUUUUUUAGUUGUUGAGUGUUGAAAACCCCAACAACUUUUGGUCUCAUUAGGCAACCUGCAGUUGGAAAAAUGUUUAGCUUAGAAUUUUUUUUUUUCCCUUCAUUGCAUAUUUUAAUUGGCAAAUUAGCCAUGUCUUCCCUUUUUACCUUUUUUUUGGCUGGCUAGUUGCCCUUAUAAAGAGACAUGUAAUGGAAGUGUUCUGUAUUAGUCUAAAUGAAAAUCUUGAAUUGAAAAUUAUAUAAAUAAGUUUUGGAAAAAGAAAUUCAUUAGUGGAGUGUUAAUCUGUUGCUCUACAAAUUUUCCUG
This is a messenger RNA of Ricinus communis (castor bean), 1372 nucleotides long. Its product is annotated as protein MIZU-KUSSEI 1. The coding region runs from base 190 to 918 and encodes 242 amino acids. Lineage: Eukaryota; Viridiplantae; Streptophyta; Magnoliopsida; Malpighiales; Euphorbiaceae. Gene Ontology annotation, biological process: hydrotropism. The record is from RefSeq and is a predicted model, not a curated record. The transcript has a single exon.